AUGCCUACCACCUCCGUCUCCACGCCCAUCCCGGCCGGCAUGACCGACGCCCAGGCCGUUGCCGCCGUCCAGAACCACGAAGUCAUGAUCCACGCCCUCGCACCCGAAAUCAUCUCCUACAAGAUGUUGUCCGGCGACCCCAAGAGCAAAGCCGUCUACGAAGUCACCGACCGGAAGCCCAUCGGCCAGACGACCUACAAGCUCACCAUCACAAACGUCGCCGGCGGCGUCGACACGCUCGUCAACGCCAACCCGCCAGUCGGCACUCUCACCAUCGCCGGCAAGUGGAGGGUCGCCAACGGCAAGCUCCAGGAGGAUGUCGACAUCGACGGCAACUUUGUCAUGAAGAGGAUGGCGAAGGGCAAUGUGGACAAGACGCACCCGAGCCAGCACGUGAAGCUGCUCGCGGGCGUCAAGGCCUAG
Coniosporium apollinis CBS 100218 is the source of this 423-nucleotide messenger RNA. RefSeq lists its product as uncharacterized. Bases 1 to 423 code for a protein of 140 amino acids. The record is from RefSeq and is a predicted model, not a curated record. The transcript has a single exon. Lineage: Eukaryota; Fungi; Ascomycota; Dothideomycetes.